This is a messenger RNA of Oryctolagus cuniculus (rabbit), 3793 nucleotides long. Lineage: Eukaryota; Metazoa; Chordata; Mammalia; Lagomorpha; Leporidae. The record is from RefSeq and is a predicted model, not a curated record.
CUGAGCUGGGUGGGAGGUGGCUGGUGGCCACACUCAAGUGUCCUGCCAUGGCCUGACGGGAUGGAGUGAACGCCCCGGGGCCAGGGUGCAGAGCAGACAGUGGGAGGGCAGCGGGCACAGGGUGUUGUCUCUCUGACCUUUGGAUCCCUGGUCUGGUGGCCAGCUGACCCGCCCUCUGGCACCCAGCUGUCACCCAGCUCUGAUCCUCUGAUCUUCCCAUUUGUAUCUCAGACCUGUGACAUUGCAAACACAGGACCGUGGAAAGCAGCUGGUGGGUUGUGGUGGAAUAAGAAGGCCAUGCCAAGAUGGCCAAGGAUAAAAACCCAGGAGCUGGGUCAGCUGGGUCCAGUCUGGAUGGUUGGGGGACAGGAGUCCCCGUUGCCCCGCAGUGACUCAGCAGCAACUGAGUCGAGCGCCUUGAAUGAGAGUAAGUGAAGAUGCAGCAGCUAAGUGCAGAACACCAUGCCUUCUAAAAGCCCGGUCCUCCAUGCGGCCUUGCUUUGUCCAGGCAUCUACCCGGUGGAUGUUUUGGAAGACGACCCCGACGGGCAUCGGGAAGCAACCCUGACUUACUACGCCUCACUCAGGGAAGGCGCUCGGACCCCUCCCGCCGCGCUGCGCUUUCCCACAGGGGAGCAGGUGAAACUUGAAGCUUCGUCUGUUUGCCUUUGCACUGUGUACCGUGAUGACCCUCAGCACAAGCUAUUGGUUUUGGUAAAUCCCCAGGACACAAAGACAGUGGUGGCUGUUUAUGUGAAGGAGUCCUGGUGGUGCACGGAAGACGUUCUGAGGACCUCUGAUCCCGCGAGAGAAGGUCUGAUGGAGGUUCAGGCGUUUGGGGAGAGGAUUGUGCUUUUCAUCCUCAACGUCGUCAUUUUUGGGAGAUCGGAGAGAAGCUUGGAUGAUGACGCCAUGUUUUUUUUGCCUCACUCCGCGAAGGAGCGAGCUAAGAUUCUGUGGAGAAAUGGAGCAGCCGUUGGGUUUUACACAACCAAAAGGAAAGGCAGCCUGUGUGGCGAUGGCACCGGCGCGUGCUACCUGCUGCCUGUCUUAGAUACCGUGUUCGUCAGGAGGAAGCACCGUCGCCAGGGCUUGGGGACAGCCAUGCUGCGGGACUUCUGUGAGACGUUCUCCGAGGACGAGGCCCUGGGAGUCAGCUGCCCCAUUUCUCCUGCCAUGUACCAAGUCUGUAGGCAGUUCCUGUUGGCCUAUCCUGAGGAGCGAGGCCGCCUGUGGGAGGUGGAGCCCCCAGGGGCCUGGGGCCAGCGCACCAGCAUCUGGCUCAAAGUUCAACUUCAGCAGGCAAGACUUGGAGAGUGGCCCCCGGCAGGGUUAUACCUCGCGCAGGAGCUCCUGGGCUUCAUCCUGCAGCCGCUUGUCAGUCAGUGCUGGCAGGUGCUGCAAAUGCACUCAAAGGGGAAGAAUCUUCAGCGAAGGUGUCCAGUGUCCAUGCUGAGAAGCCGUGAACUGAAUUCCUUAGCUGCGUUCCCCUUCCCCUGGCUGCUUCAUUUCACACCAGAUAUGAGGGCUCUUCACAGAGUUCAUGGGAGAUGUGUAUUAUGAGAAAACUAUGUGUGCAUUCAGACACUUUUGCACCCAAAUAAACUUGUCCCAACUUCUUACAGCAUGCCCGAAGAUGCCAGCACUGUGAUGUAGCGUGUAAAGCCACCUCCUGCAGUGCCAGCAUCCCACAUGGCCUCCAGUUCAAGUCCCAGCUGCUCUACUUCUGUUACAGCUCUCUGCCAUGACCUGGGAAGGCAGUGGACGAUGGACCAAGUGCUUGGGCCCCUGCACCCACACGGGAGAUCCAGAACAAGCUCUUGGCUCCUGGCUUUGUACGGCCCAGCUCCAGCCAUUGUGGCCAUUUAAGGAGUGAACCAGCAGAUGGAAGACGAGUCUCUCUUUGUCUCUCUGUAACUCUGCCUUUGAAAUAAAUAAAUAAAUCUUAAAAAAAUGCCUGAAGAGGGUCUAGUGUCAGGCACUAGGAAAGACAAGACAUGGUUUGGAAAGAGUCACAUGGCUUCUGCUAAAAUUGCAACAAGAGAGCUUGUCCUCUUUUCAGCACAGCUGUUGUUGCUGGAACCACGGCUGUGAAGAUGGUUUGGUGCCCUCCCAAGAGCUGGGUACAGGUAUAGUUGGUGACUACCAGGCUGGUGAGCUGAUCUGUUCUGAACUUGGCUGCCUGCAGGUGAUGGGGUCAUCGCUCAAGAUCUGAGUAGAGGGGCUUCAGCAGUGAUGGGGCAUGAAAGGAACCCCUGGCGUGGAGAGUCGCAGGAUCCUCUCCUGGUGAUGGAGAUCUGUCUCCGUGACUGGCUGCAGGCAGGGCCUGGCUGUUCUCAUGAGUCUGGCAAGUCACAUCCCCAAACUGGAGAACAGUGAGGAGUUCUGAUGGACAGGAAUCGGCCCCCCUCAAAGUACAGCUCAGGGAGCAGAUAAUUGGUUCAGGCAGGUGUCGGGUUGGAAAGGCUGAAGGACAGGAGAUGAUGCCAUAGCUUCUAACUUUGUCUCCACUACCUGGGGACAAGAAGAGUUUCUAGAACAUUGAAAGAAAUAUGCACCAUGUCACCACUUUCAAAGAGAGGAAUUGUCCAGUGGUGUCCACUUUGAAAAUGUUAGAAACCAGUGUGGAUCUGAUUAUCGCUGGGGACUUCCUGUCCUAGUUCUGUUCUGACCUUUUCUUCCUAAACAAGGGCAGAUGGCAGCUACACAUGCAGCCCAUGACCCUAUGGAAUUGGACUUGUUUUUUGGGAAGAGUCCAAUGUUUGUGGCUGUGGCAGCCACUUACAUGGCCUUGUAGGUGUCAGCUGAGAAGUGGCCCUAUAGAGAAAUCGCUGGUGUUGCUGCUGUUACAUUCAGACAGACCUACAUACUACUCUGUCCCUGAGCUCCACAUGUCUCCUGCAGACUUCAGAUUUGGCACCCCAGGGCAGGUGUUUGGCCUGACAAUUAAGAUGCCAGUUAGGAUACUUGUGUCUGUCUCGAAGUACCUGGGUGUGGUUCCCAGCCUCUGCUCCCAGCUUCCUGCUGAUGCAGAGCCUUGGAAGUGUGGUGCUGGCUGAAGUACUUGGGUUCCUGCCACCCACAUAGGAGACCCAGAUUGUAUCCUGGCUCUUGGCUUUAGCCUGGCCUGGUUCAGCUAGAACUUUUUGGAGGGCUGGACCAGCAGAUGGGAGUUAUCUCACUCUGUCUCUGUUUCUUAAAUUAAAAAAAAGUUUGACACCCCAGUGAGCAAAGUGCCCCAGCGCUACACUGAGCUAGCUUCAGAGUGAUUCAGCCGGAACUUUGCCUGUUGUAAUAGCCUGAAAGCGGCGGGCUGUCUUUAGUGAGAACAAAAGACACGGUUCACAUUAUAGGGCAAAUAUUAUUACUUGGCAUUCUGUAUGUUUAUACAAGAGAAAUGUAACUAUUUGAGUUCCUUAUUGAAUUUGUUUUGUAGCAAUUAAGGAUACUAUAUUUUGGAAGAUGUUUGGAAAUUAUGUAAUUCUUGAGUAGGACUUUUUUCAAAACUAAAAAUAGAAAAAAUGGAGCAAGAACAAAAAGCAAAUUUAUUGUGAAGCAUGGUUGGAAGAAUGGUGAAAUCUUUGAUGCUUUACAGAAAGUUUAUGGGGCAAUGACCCAAAGGAACUGGCAGUUUACAAAUUGAUAAUUUGUUUUCAGGAGGGAUGAGUUUUGAAGAUGAAGGCCACAGUGGGAAACCAUCUGUAUGAAACUGAGGAAAAAAACUUAAUCUCAUUUGUGCUCUAGUUGAAGAUGACCAGCAGUUAACAGCAGGAACAGUAGUUAACACCAUGGA